CUAUCGGUAGUUAAAGUAAAAUAAGUGACGAUAUGACAACAGCGCUGAUACAGUCAUGAAAAUCAUUCGGAUAUUAUGAAAUGCUAGACUCUCGUACCAUUAGUGACUACGGCGUUGUGGUGUACGGAUCGUGAGGUUAUCUGUGGAUUUGUACCUCGAAAUUGAAAAAAAAGUACGAAUCGAUCCAAUAAUCGUGACAAAUUUAUUUUUAAUUGUCAUUAUAAAUCGACAAACCUUCAAUUACUAAUAAUUUAUUUUCGAGGACGAUAUUAUAUAAGGAUAAUCCGUAAGAUGAAGAGCGGUAGUACUUCAAAUAUUAUUUACAAAGAAGUUAUAAUUGUUGGAAACGGUCCGAGUGGAAUAAUUCUCUCAUUUGUACUUUCCGGAAACGUGCCUUACAUCGUAUCCGAUGCACAUCCAGAUGAAAUGUUAUCUGCUAGAUUACGAUCGGCGGUAGGACAAUGUCUUCUUUAUCAAGAUCUGGAAUUUUUAUCGCAAGGAUUGGAAGGUAGAUCUACUAAUCAAGUAUCUCUAUUAAUGGAUGCUCUUUUACAUCCUAACGCCGAUAUGGGAUGGGAUCUGGCACCAUUGGUAGAAUUUAGAAAAACCGGAAAGGAGAUCGAUCACAUCGUUUUGGGUAAAGGACCCCCGGGUGGAUCGUGGCACCGCAUGGAUCCGCAAAUACUGACCAUAUCCCUAGGUAAUUGGAUGGCUUUGCCCGGUUUACCAUUCGAUUCGAGAGAUUCUGGAGAAAAAAGGGCUUACGCGAGCAACGUCGCCAAAUAUUACGUCAAGUACACAGAAAAAAUGAAACUCUCCAAAAACUUUCACAAUUUCAUCACCGUCAAUUCCGUAGAACAAAUCAAAAACGAUUACGAACGAAACAAGAAAAAUAACUGGGUUAAUAAAAUAAACGACGAAAUAAAAGAAAACGUUGAAUCGGAAUACGAGGAGAAUUCAAUAGAAACGCACAGUUGUUGUAUAUCCGAUGCAAUUGAUUGCCUAAUGUUGAAAAAUAGGAAAAAAACUCGAUGCAAACGACCUCGAGACAGAAAUUGCUACGCGGAAUUGCCCAAAAAGAACGAAAAAAAACGUUCGAUCAGUUUCAGCUGUGAUAGGAACGGUUAUAAUUGUGAUAAUUUUUAUUCUUCUUCUUUAAACGAGAAACUGCUCAGAAAUUCCUUUAGUUUAGAUCUAUCGGUGCCUUCUUACAAUCCCGCGAUCUGUGAUAACGAAUCCAAUUGGAUUGUGAACGCCGUUGACGGCAACACCGACGAAAAAUUAACUUACGCUUGUAAAUAUUUAAUUUUAGCCAACGGAGGCAGCGAUUUGCCGAAUAGAUUGGAAGUUUCGAGGAUUAAGAAGGAUCCUCAUUGGAUAUUUUACGAUUUGAGGAGUUUGGAAAAUAAUUUGGAUACUUAUAUGGCCGACGAUAGGGAAAAUAUCGAUCCGGUUUUGGUAGUUGGUGCCGGUUUGAGCGCCGCCGACGCUAUUAUAGCCGCUAGAGGGAGAAACAUUCCUGUCGUUCAUCUUUUCAGGCAGAGAUCGCCGGAAUUGAGCAGACAUCUUCAGGAAAAUCUGUAUCCCGAAUACCAUAAGGUACACCAAAUGAUGUUAGACGGCGGAUCCUCUUACCCUUAUUACACAUCUUACCCGGAAUAUACAUUGACAGAUUUUGAUGCAGAUUCCAGAACAGUGAUUAUAACCUCAAAAGACGGCGUCGAAUCGAAAAUAAACGUUUCGUUCGCUGUAAUUUUGAUCGGAUCCAGACCGGAUUUAUCUUUCCUACCAGAACAUAUAAAACUUGGUAUACAUAAAAAUAUUCCGUUGGAUUGCAAGACGAAUCCCGCGGAUAUAGAUCAAUUGACGCACUGCGUCAGAGGUUAUGAAAAUUUAUUUGUGAUUGGUCCUUUGGCAGGUGAUAGUUUUGUAAGAUUUUUGUCCGGAGGAGCUCUGGCAGUUACUUCGGAAUUGUAUAGGAGAAAAUGUUAUUUUUAGGAAAAUAAAUUUGUAAAUAAUUGAAAAACGUUUUGGAAAUUCUAAAGGUUGAAUACACGCGGCAGUAGACGUGUUAAAAAUUUAUUUUAUUGCGUUUUUAAUGUUUGUUUUUAAUUACGUUGAAAAUAAGGUUGAACUUGAAGGGGUACUCAUAACCAAGCAUUUCUUUUAUUUUUAAACCUCCCUGCAAUGAGAUGUAGUUCCAGUGAUUUCAAGAAAAUUCAACAAACGAUUUCAAAAAUUGUAUAAAUAAUUUUUUUUUCGAAAUAUUUCUAAAUGUUUUGGUUAUUUUUUAUAUAAUCUUUUAUAUUUAUAAAAUAUUGUUGAUUCGAUUAUAAAACGUACUAAAUGGGAAACAAUGUCAAUGGCUUUCUUUGAAUAAGUAAAUAUUUCAAUUUAUUCACUUUACUGUCAACAUUUGCACAUAAAAAUGAAAAAAAUUGAUAUUUCAAAGUUAGUACUUGUUAGUUUGAAAUUACUAUCAUUAAAUGUCGAAAAUUUAUUUUUAAUUUAAUAAAAACCUAUACACACUAAUUAUUUUGAUAAAGAUCAGUUAUUGCUAUUGUUUUCAAGUUAAUUAGCAGUAUAAUAAUAAAUUACAGUAUAUUUUAAUAAUUAAUAACAUUCCACUUAUCCAUUUUCAUACAGCGGACUCUCGUUGACGUCUCAUAUUUACUACAACCUUAUUUUCAAUCUAUAACAUCAAAAUCAUGAAAGAAAUUGAAGUUAAAUCAAAUGCCGAACAAUUUAAUUGCAAUUAGGGAACGAGAAAGUAAAGAAAAACAAGAAGAAAACAGCAAAAAGAAAGACAAAGGAAACUUCGUAGCUAAUAAACAAACUAUUAUUUAUACCAAAAAAGAAUUUCUCAAUAAUUCUAGAAACUUAAUAUACAAAGAAAUAAAAAUCCAUUCAUAGAAAUUUGUCCAAAAAAAAACAAUAUAAACAAAUCGCAGCUAUGUUAAAAACAGACAACCGAACAGGACUGGUUUUACGGUCCAUGUAGUGGACGAGUUCUUAACUAUAAAGUGAAUUUCUUUGAUUAUAUUCAUUUACUGGUUUCCAGUAAACUGUUAAUUUGCUAUUAUUUGAUAUUAAUACCAUAUGAAACUAUACUUGCCUUAGAAUAUUAAUUUUAUUUAUAAUUAAAAGAGAAUCCUCAAAUUUUUUGAUAUAUUUAAAUACUCUAGUACGUAUUAUUUAUGAAUUUUUAUAAGGUGUUAUUUUUACUAGACACUGUUGGCACUUGUGGAAAUAUUCAAUAUAGAAGUAAAUAUAUUUUCUAUAUAAAAGAUUA
Messenger RNA from Diorhabda carinulata, 3292 nucleotides. RefSeq lists its product as uncharacterized. The coding region runs from base 292 to 1998 and encodes 568 amino acids. The record is from RefSeq and is a predicted model, not a curated record. Lineage: Eukaryota; Metazoa; Arthropoda; Insecta; Coleoptera; Chrysomelidae. The transcript is spliced from 5 exons.